Messenger RNA from Nestor notabilis (Kea), 522 nucleotides. Its product is annotated as T-cell surface glycoprotein CD3 gamma chain-like. Gene Ontology annotation, molecular function: transmembrane signaling receptor activity. Gene Ontology annotation, biological process: positive thymic T cell selection; cell surface receptor signaling pathway. The record is from RefSeq and is a predicted model, not a curated record. Gene Ontology annotation, cellular component: external side of plasma membrane; alpha-beta T cell receptor complex. NCBI's taxonomy places the organism in Eukaryota, Metazoa, Chordata, Aves, Psittaciformes, Psittacidae.
AUGAGGAGGGGAACGGCGCUGGGCGCCUGGGUGCUCCUGGCCAGCCUGGCCGUGGCCAGCUGGGGUGUCCGAGGACAGAAAGUAAACGUGAAAGAAGCCAGUGGGAAGGUGUUCCUGCAGUGUGUAGUGGACAGCAACAGUCAAGUCAUAUGGUACAAAGAUGGAAACUGGAUAGAAAACGCAACACAGCUGGACUUGGGUGCAAUUUACGAUGAUCCCAGAGGCAUUUAUACAUGUGAAACAAACAAAGAAAAGAAAAGCCCUCCCCUCCAGGUGCACUAUCGAAUGUGCCAGAACUGCAUUGAAGUGGACGCUCCCACCAUCUCGGGGAUCGUGGUCGCAGAUGUCGUUGCCACCAUCUUCCUGGCGGUCGCUGUGUAUUGUAUCACUGGCCAGGACAAGGGACGCAUGUCACGAGCUUCUGACAGACAGAACCUGAUUGCCAAUGAGCAGCUCUACCAGCCCCUUGGCGAGCGGGAUGAGCAGUACAGCCGGCUGGUGCCUGCCAAGGGCCACAAGUGA